AUGUCCGAAACAGCACCAGCAGAACCAGUAGACCCGCAGAAGAAGGACACUUUCCCUUCAUAUAAAGAUUUCUAUGGUAUAUUCGAAAGCGUAAGAGAGAACAAAGAAGACUGUAAAAAUGGGUGCAGGGAGAAUACGGAGAUACCACAAAGAUUAAAUGGGAAAAUAAAAGAAUCAUCUGAUAAAAUAAAAGGAGCAAUAUGCACAGCGUGCAAAAUGUAUAAAGGCGAAGGCACAGGGGACCCAUCCAAAAGAGAAGCUUACCAUUUCUUAUAUUAUUGGUUGGGAGAUAAAUUACCCAAAAGUGGGAACGACGAUACCAACUUCCAAACUGACAUAAAAGCUAUUUGCGAAGCUAUAAAUAAAUUUUGUGGGACGGGAGGGUCCGGACAAUGUGGAAUUCCUUGUGAUAAUAUUAGUGGAAUUGAUUUCCGUAGUAGGAAAACAAUAUUCGAUUUUUCUUACAAUUUUACUACCAUAGAAGAGAAUAUAAAGGAAUGUAAGUUCAGCGAUAAUAGUGAUUGGUCGUCCUACCGAGCGAAUGUGUACUCAGCAUGUACUGUUAUGAGCAUAUAUUGCACAACGGAAAGAGGUAAAACAAAGAGUGCUGCAUAUUGUAAGGAAUUAGAAACAAAGUACGCGGUCCCCUGUAAAACGGCAGAACUGGUGGAACUGCACUGUCAAAAAGUACAUGAAUUGGAAACUGAAAGAAGAAAUGCAACAGAAACAGCACAAUACACACUCUCCCAAUUAAACGAUGCAUUAAGCAAAGCAAAUAAAGCUUUUUCUCUUUCUUCUGCUUUUGGUACCUUAGCACUAAUGGAAUUACCAGCAUUGGCAUUCUUUCUCUAUAAAUAUAAACCGUGGUCUUCCUUGUUUGGUAACCAUUCUGGAAGCAGCAGAGGAAAAAGAUCAACUGGACGCGAAUUUGAUGCGUCCACAGAGAGUGCCUCAACAAUAACAGACUCAACUGACGACAGCUCAACAAUAGGUCCAACAGAAAAUUCCACCACACUACGCUCUGUGGCGCACACAAGACAGCCUACAAGGUCAUCUACCAGCAGAGGAAGGGAAAAAGAAAGAGGAGCAAGAGCAGGAACAAAUAGGACAUCGCCGAGUCGCCAGAAUAUAAGUUACGGUCGGAUGUAA
Messenger RNA from Plasmodium coatneyi, 1149 nucleotides. Its product is annotated as KIR-like protein. The coding region runs from base 1 to 1149 and encodes 382 amino acids. The record is from RefSeq and is a predicted model, not a curated record. The transcript has 3 exons. NCBI's taxonomy places the organism in Eukaryota, Apicomplexa, Aconoidasida, Haemosporida, Plasmodiidae.